Messenger RNA from Cajanus cajan (pigeon pea), 1065 nucleotides. The record is from RefSeq and is a predicted model, not a curated record. NCBI's taxonomy places the organism in Eukaryota, Viridiplantae, Streptophyta, Magnoliopsida, Fabales, Fabaceae.
AUGCGCAACAAUGAAGAAGAGAAGUUUACUCCACUCACUGUUCCCAGGCAACAGAUACUCCACGAUGUCAACAGCGCAUCAUUGUUCGAGUUUCCGGCGGCGACGGAGCGUCAGUUGGGGCCCUUCAAAAUCGAUUGGUGUGAGUUCCAUAUGGCUCACGGGCACUCUACUGAAAAUUGCUUCGUCUUGGGGAGGCAGAUUGAGUGCUUGAUCAAGGAGGGACGAUUGAAGGAGUUUGUGGCAAGAAAGCAGGAGGGAAGUUCGUCGGAUAGGCGAUCCAGGCGCAUGCAGGAUGACACCAGGAGGGAUAGGCGUAGGGAGAGAUCUCCCCCUAGAGACACACCAGCAAAGGUGUUAGAAACCCAUCAGCAGCCCAUCCAUGGGGAUUUCAAUACCGUAGCAGGGGGCUUUGCCGGUGGGGGACCUACCUCCGCUGCCCGAAAGAGGUACUCUCGGUCGGUGUUAACUGUAUCGGAAUUCAGGCGACCACCCCAGCCUGAGAUUUCAUUCUCAGACUCGGAUUACGAAGGAGUAGCUCCUCAUGAGGAUGACCCCGUCGUUGUAUCGGCGAUUGUCAUGGGAUACAAUGUGAAGCGUGUGUUGAUCGACCAGGGAAGUUCCGCGGAUAUUUUAUUCUGGGAAACUUUUGAGGGAAUGAAAAUACCUAACGACCGACUAAUUCCUUAUGCAGGAACUCUAGUGGGUUUUGCAGGAGACCAGGUCAUAGCAAGGGGAUAUGCUGAUCUGGAGACGACCUUCGGCCAGGCGGCUCGGCUGAAGACGGUGGCCGUUCGGUAUUUGGUGGUUAAUGCUCAGUCAUCCUACAGCAUACUGAUCGGCAGACCGACCCUGAACAAACUAGGAGCGGUAGUGUCUACUCCCCAUCUGAAGGUAAAGUACCUGUUGCCGAGCGGUUCUAUGGGGACUCUCAGAGUGGAUCAGGAGGUUGCUCGGAAGUGCUACGGUGAUAGUUUAAAAGCACGAAGGCGACUAUAUACCGCGCAGGUCGAGCAGGAGGUCCACUCCAUCGAUCUAGACCCUAGAGUGAGCCAUUUUGAUCGCUGA